Molecule: messenger RNA, 1170 nt
Organism: Magallana angulata
Lineage: Eukaryota; Metazoa; Mollusca; Bivalvia; Ostreida; Ostreidae
Product: putative ankyrin repeat protein RBE_0997
Exons: 4
Coding region: 21-842 (273 amino acids)
Molecular function (GO): protein binding
Source: RefSeq, a predicted model, not a curated record
AUUACAUAAUACAGAUAAAAAUGGGCAAAGAUUCUGAUAGAUGCAGAAGAUCUGGGGCUCAGUGCCUGAAGCCGGAGAACAAUUGGAUGAACAUUGAUUCUGAUGCAGACGACGAUGUAUUCAGCGACGACGAAGUGAUGUCGAACCAUUCCAGUGUGGCAGAACGCCUUGGUAUCCUCCAUGCCAUCUACCAAAAUGAUCACAAAACUUUUGUUGACAUGCUUGACUCUGGUGUAGACCCUAAUAUGUGUGAUUGCGAUGGCAACCCCCUGCUUCACAUUGUUAUUGAAAACGGAAACAACGAAAUGAUGGAUUACCUAUUAAGAGAUGAACACUGUGAUGUCAACAGAGAAAAUAACUUCCAUCAGACUCCCCUUAUUAUCGCUGUAAUCAUGGAUGAUUUUCAGAUGGUCAAAGCAUUAGUUAAAGCAGGUGCAGAUGUUAACAGAACAGACUCAACAGGAAAAACAGCUCUUUUAAUAUCUCUUCAGGAAUCGAGAUCGGACAUCGCACUUUAUCUAAUAAAACACGGAAGCAACGUCAAUGUUGUUGACCGUUUGGGUCAGAGCGCCUUAUACAUUAUCAUCGAAAGCAUGGACCUCAAAUGUGUUAAAACUGUGAAAAAAUUGUUAAAAGCAGGAUAUGACCUACAGAAAGACGCAGCAUGGAUGAAAGAAGAGGGUCUUGAUGUUGAUAUUGUGAAAAGUGGAAACUGGAUGUCGAAACUUGCUAGAAAACUUGCUAGCAAAUUGCACACGCUAAAAUCAAGUCAACAUGCAACCCAGUCACCGAAUACAGGUCUUGCGAUGCCAAAAUCACGUGUCUUAACUAUUUAUCAGUGAAACUAUGUAGGGCCAAUCGACAACGAGAAAUACUGAACCCAUCUUGAAUAUAAAGUAAACUGUCUUUCUUCUUUUCGCUGUUACUAUUUCGAUUCAAAGAAAGGCAGUUUAUUCUUUGUUGAAUCAGUAUGUUUGCUUUUAGUUUGCUAUCAUCAACAAAUUUACAAUUGAUGUACAUUUCAGUUUUUAUGAAUAAUGUCUUCAUGCUUGUCCCUUGUUGUUGUAUUCAUUGAGGUUGCUAUUGUGAAAUCCUGUUUUUAUAUAAUUGUACUUUUGUAUUUUUUUAACUUAAUAUGUCUUAAUUAUGAAUAAAUUCUUCGAAAAUUUA